AUGGGGAUCUGGAUUUUAUCUGCCUGCCUCCUGGGAGCAGCCUUUGCCAUGCCUCUACCACCUCAUCCGGGGCACCCUGGUUAUAUCAACUUCAGCUAUGCGGUGCUUACCUCUCUGAAGUGGUACCAGAGCAUAAGGCAGCCGUACCCUUCCUAUGGAUACGAACCCAUGGGCGGAUGGCUGCACCACCAAAUCAUUCCCGUGCUGUCCCAGCAGAAUCCCCCGAAUUAUACCCUGCAGCCUCAUCACCACACCCCCAUGGUGCCAGCUCAGCAGCCUGUGGUCCCCCAGCAAUCAGUGAUGCCAGUUCCUGGCCAACAUUCCAUGACUCCGACCCAACUCCACCAGACAAACCUCCCUCUACACCCCCAGCAGCCCUUCCAGCCUCAGCCCCUGCCACCACAGCCACCUCUGCCUCCGAUGUUCCCCAUGCAGCCCCUGUCCCCCGUGCUUCCUGACCUGCCUCCAGAAGCUUGGCCAGCAACAGACAAGACCAAGCGGGAGCUAGUGGUGAGUAUACCUUGA
Molecule: messenger RNA, 525 nt
Organism: Manis javanica (Malayan pangolin)
Lineage: Eukaryota; Metazoa; Chordata; Mammalia; Pholidota; Manidae
Gene: AMELX
Product: amelogenin X-linked
Biological process (GO): enamel mineralization; multicellular organism development
Molecular function (GO): structural constituent of tooth enamel
Source: RefSeq, a predicted model, not a curated record